AUAUUUAGUAUUGUCGGCCGACAUUUAAGGUUAUAUAAGAAUUGUCACUCUUCAUUUGAAACUGGUUUGUCCGCGGUGUUGAAGCUGUACAGAUUUAUAGCUAUUCCCGAAAUACAACAGGUGGGAAAGAUGUCCGGAAAAGUGAUUCUGCACUACGUAAAUGGGAGAGGGAGAAUGGAGUCAAUCCGCUGGCUUCUGACGGUUGCAGAGGUGGAGUUUGAUGAGAUGUAUCUGACAACCCAUGAGCAGCUUCAGAAACUCAUCAGCGAUGGAGAGCUCAUGUUUCAACAGGUUCCCAUGGUGGAAAUCGAUGGCAUGAAACUUGUCCAGACUAAGGCAAUCUUGAAGUACAUUGCAGAAAAGUACAAUCUUCAUGGAAAAGAUCUCAAAGAACGUGUCAUGAUCGACAUGUACUCAGAGGGACUGAUGGAUCUCAUGGAAAUGAUAAUGAUAGCACCUUUCAGCCAAGAUCCAAAACCAAAACUGGACAACGUUCAAACUAAAGCAAAACAACGCUAUCUCCCUGUGUUUGAAAAGGCGCUGACCGGGCCUGUGCACCUGGUGGGAGGUAAAAUAAGUUGUGCAGAUGUGCUGCUGCUUGAAUGCACCUUGAUGUUGGAGGAGAAAUUUACUGGAAUUCUCGCUGAUUUUCCCAACAUCAAGGCUUUCCAGGGCAGAAUGAUUCAGAUUCCCGCCAUCAACAGGUUCCUGCAGCCAGGCAGCAAGAGGAAGCCACCGCCAGAUGAAAACUACGUGAAGAUGGUCAUGAAGGUGUUCAACUUAGGCAGUUUGCCUUUUUGAUUUUGAUUAAUUCUGAAAAAGCUCUGGCAUAUUCCUCACACAGGCACUGUGAAUGGUUAAUUAUGCAGUCAUAUGACAUACAAAGGUACAGAUCAAUUCUAUGUGCUGGUUUAUCAGAUGAAUACUGCGCUGCCUGUCUCAAAACAUAUUUAGCAGGACAGAGAUGUCUAAUGUAUGUGGUUUAAUGUGAAAAUUCUACUAAAUAAAUCACAAUUUUGAUGAACACUGGA
This is a messenger RNA of Monopterus albus (swamp eel), 1031 nucleotides long. It is a transcript of the gene gsta.1, whose product is annotated as glutathione S-transferase, alpha tandem duplicate 1. The coding region runs from base 130 to 801 and encodes 223 amino acids. Gene Ontology annotation, biological process: glutathione metabolic process. The record is from RefSeq and is a predicted model, not a curated record. NCBI's taxonomy places the organism in Eukaryota, Metazoa, Chordata, Actinopteri, Synbranchiformes, Synbranchidae. Gene Ontology annotation, molecular function: glutathione transferase activity. The transcript is spliced from 7 exons.